UUUCCUCCAUUUUGUCAUUCACUCAUCAUUAAUUCAGGCAUUGUGACAAGAUGCCCUCUUGAACUGAAGAUGAAGAGAAAGAAAGAAGGAGACGAGUGGUACGGAAAGAUAAGCUACCGGGACUACGAGGAAGAGAUAGAAGACCCUGUAGAUGUGGAGAAAUUGAUUAGAGAUGCUCAGGACAAAAUGGCUGGGGAAGGUGUGGGGAUCUCUGAUGACCUGAUCAGUCUGGAAAUCGCCUCUCCUGAUGUUCCAGACCUGACGCUCAUUGACCUGCCUGGCAUCACCAGGGUGGCUGUCUCGGGACAACCAGAAAACAUUGGAGACCAGGUACAGUAUGAUAGUCCAGUGUCCUCAAAACUAGUUGUCAGCACUUCUCAGAGGGACAGUUUCAGCAUUAGAAAUUUGCACCAGUGGCAACCCAUCUACUAUUUGCCCAUCUCUAGUCAUUUAUAGAGACAGGUGAAUGAUUCCAAAACUCCAACUUGGGUCAUUUCAGUGACAUGCGCUCUUGUGAUAUAUUGUGUCAUAGCUUGUAUCAAAUGAAGAAAAAUGUCCAUUGUGCUUCAGAAGGUGCUUCACUGAAUUAGAGUUUUAAAGUGGUGCAGUUAAGUUAGGCACAUGAUUGUAAUAUGAAGAGACAAUCAUUGAAAAAUAUGGCAAUGCACACCAGAAAGUGUUGAAAAUACUGUUGAGAUAGAAAAAUGACCUUAUCCUUU
Molecule: messenger RNA, 719 nt
Organism: Monopterus albus (swamp eel)
Lineage: Eukaryota; Metazoa; Chordata; Actinopteri; Synbranchiformes; Synbranchidae
Product: interferon-induced GTP-binding protein Mx-like
Exons: 2
Biological process (GO): synaptic vesicle budding from presynaptic endocytic zone membrane; receptor internalization; defense response to virus
Cellular component (GO): cytoplasm; plasma membrane; microtubule
Molecular function (GO): GTPase activity; GTP binding; microtubule binding
Source: RefSeq, a predicted model, not a curated record